CUCUGCGACUAUCGUUUUCUUCAACCUUGCUAUCAUUCUUAUUCUUUCUCUUUAUCACUACUUCUCUGUAUUAUAGGCUCUUUCGUUCAAGAUGUUCCGCGUACCAUCACUAACGUCGGAUGCACCAGAUGACUCUCAGAACGCCUCUAUACCACCAGCCGCGGAGGCACCAAGGUAUGGCACUCCUGGCGAAAGCCAGACACCGCCCCGGACCAUGCCUGCUGGUUGGGUUCCCGAGCCUGCGUGGAUGGUUUCGCAGACGGAGGCGUCAAUUGACUCAUACUCUCGCGGGUCAGGUUUCUAUUUCCCAGAACCAACCCGGGAGGUCCUCCAAGUGGAUGAUAGUGUUCCCCCGGCGUGGUCAAGUCAAGAACACUACACUGGUAGAGCUCCCUCGAACGAGGCUCCGAGCCAGAUCAUCACAGACAGCUACUCAGAUGGCGUCUUUGCAGGUGGAAGGCUGGAAUCGUUCGACUCGGACGGGAGAAUCACGCCAACCCAGUCAACGACAAAUAGUGUUCGAACCACGGUACCCAGUUUCUUCAAACCCCAUCUGGGUCUAGAUUAUGCGCAAGUCUCCUAUUCCGCAAACAGGACAAUCAGACUACCUCUUGCUCCGGCGGCUUCUGCAACAUCUUCUCGAGGAUCUGAUGCAUCGAGCAUGCGGUCUCCUCUCGCUCCGGCGGUCCGUACGCCUCCUUCUCGUGCGAAUGUUGCACCAGGCUCUUCUCGACUGUCUGCUGGCCUGACAACGGGCACCAGGUACCCAGGCACUGCCUCUAGCCCUCCUGCAAGCAGCGCAUCGAGCUUAUAUGUGACGGCGAAGACGACGAUAGAACGAUCGGAGAAGCUUACUCAGCAUAAAGCAAGCAGGCCCGCUAGGCAGAGAGAGACGGACAGGAAUACCACAGGGUCUCGUGGAAUUGCUCAACCACCAAGUCGCCAACGGCCGUCAAGCGCUAGUGCGGGUGCUCAGCCAGCCCAUUCUCCAUUUAGCCCCGUAGAUCCUCAUCAGCCAAGCACUCGAGCAUUUGCUAGUCAAAACGAAAAUGCCAGUGGUCCUUCUACUAUCAACGCGUCUGCUCCAGCUAGUUCCACGCCUGGGCACGGGGUUCUUUAGCAGCCACCAGUCCAUGGAUAUCUGUAGCCCUCCACCAUCUUCCAACUUCAAAGGAAAGGAGUCCCCAGCCGGGAAGAUUGAACCUAC
Mytilinidion resinicola is the source of this 1207-nucleotide messenger RNA. RefSeq lists its product as uncharacterized. The transcript is spliced from 2 exons. Bases 92 to 1120 code for a protein of 342 amino acids. Lineage: Eukaryota; Fungi; Ascomycota; Dothideomycetes; Mytilinidiales; Mytilinidiaceae. The record is from RefSeq and is a predicted model, not a curated record.